GUGCAAACAGUCCGGUCAGCUGACUUUGCCAAGUGCGCCGUCAUCCAGGCUAUAAGCGCUCGACCUCUGGGCGCUCCGGUCCGACCCGGUCGCCGCCACCAUGCAGCCCCCCAGCGUGCUGCUGCUCGUUCUCGGCCUGCUGGCCGCGUCCGCCGCCGCGCUCAUCAGAAUCCCACUGCACAAGUUCACAUCUGUGCGUCGAACCAUGUCGGAGUUGGGGGGCCCCGUGGAAGAUCUGAUUGCCAAGGGCCCCGUUUCGAAAUACGCCCAGGGAGUGCCCGCUGUGACUGGGGGGCCCAUUCCCGAGAUACUGAAGAACUACCUGGACGCCCAGUACUACGGGGAGAUCGGCAUUGGGACACCCCCACAGUGCUUCACGGUCGUCUUCGACACCGGUUCCGCCAACCUGUGGGUCCCCUCGAUCCACUGCAAGCUGCUGGACAUCGCCUGCUGGCUCCACAACAAGUAUAACAGCGGCAAGUCCAGCACGUACGUCAAGAAUGGCACGUCCUUCGACAUCCACUAUGGCUCCGGUAGCCUCUCCGGGUACCUGAGCCAGGACACCGUGUCGGUACCCUGCCAGACUCCAACCGUGGCUGGCGUCAAGGUGGAGAGGCAGAUCUUCGGUGAGGCCAUCAAGCAGCCGGGCAUCACCUUCAUCGCAGCCAAGUUCGACGGCAUUCUCGGCAUGGCCUACCCCCGUAUCUCUGUUGACGACGUACUCCCCGUCUUUGAUAACCUGAUGAAGCAGAAGUUGGUGGAGAAGAACAUCUUCUCCUUCUACCUGAACAGGGACCCUAACGCGCAGCCCGGGGGUGAGCUGAUGCUGGGUGGCACGGACUCCAAGUACUACAAGGGCCCCCUGUCCUACCUGAACGUCACCCGCAAGGCGUACUGGCAGGUCCACAUGGACCAGGUGGACGUGGGCACCAGCCUGACUCUGUGCAAGGGGGGCUGUGAGGCCAUCCUGGACACGGGCACCUCCCUCAUGGUGGGCCCCGUGGACGAGGUGCGCGAGCUGCAGAAGGCCAUUGGGGCUGUGCCGCUGAUCCAGGGCGAGUACAUGAUCCCCUGCGAGAAGGUGUCCACCCUGCCCGAGGUCACUGUGAAGCUGGGGGGCAAAGGGUAUAAGCUGUCCUCGAAGGACUAUACGCUCAAGGUGUCCCAGGGCGGGAGGACCAUAUGCCUGAGCGGCUUCAUGGGUAUGGACAUCCCCCCACCCGGUGGGCCGCUCUGGAUCCUGGGUGACGUCUUCAUCGGCCGCUACUACACCGUGUUCGACCGGGAUGAGAACCGGGUGGGCCUGGCCGAGGCCACCAGGCUGUAGCUGCCACGCCUGCCGCGGAGGAGGGAGUCCAGGAGGAGGAGGCCGGCCGCCCCCGCCCUCCUGGCCACCCCGCCACACACUUUCACACUCACACCCCCGCUCCGCGGGUGCCUCCGGCCCGCCGAUUUUUUCUGAGGUUUUCCCCAGCCCUGGUUGUGGAAGUCCCGCCCACACGCCCGUCUGUCUGUCUGUCUGUCUGUCUGUCUGUCUGUCUGCC
Acinonyx jubatus (cheetah) is the source of this 1544-nucleotide messenger RNA. RefSeq names its product cathepsin D (gene CTSD). Gene Ontology annotation, cellular component: lysosome. Gene Ontology annotation, biological process: proteolysis. The coding region runs from base 101 to 1327 and encodes 408 amino acids. The record is from RefSeq and is a predicted model, not a curated record. The transcript is spliced from 9 exons. Gene Ontology annotation, molecular function: aspartic-type endopeptidase activity. NCBI's taxonomy places the organism in Eukaryota, Metazoa, Chordata, Mammalia, Carnivora, Felidae.